AUUACAUCUUCCAACUUGGUAUCAGCCAUUUUUUUUCCUUUCUUCGAUCCUCUCCCAUGGCUUCCAAAAGCUCUUUUCAUCCCGCUCUUGCGGUUACCUCUAUCAAAAACUUAAUUCCCCUCAUCCUUGACACCGAAAAAGUCCAAUAUUCUUCUUGGGCGGAACUCUUUAAGAUUACAGCCCGUGCUUACGAUGUUUUGGAUCACAUCAUCCCUCCGAAGAAAAUACCCACCACCACUUCCGCCGGCAAGGAUGAUGACACCGACGAUGACUCCGACGGUGCCACCGACUCCAUCGACCCUCUUCUCUGGGAUCGCUUGGACGCCGUUGUCCUCCAAUGGAUAUACGGCACCAUCUCCCCCGAUCUCUUACUUAACAUUCUUGAACCGGACUCUACGGCCAUGGAAGCAUGGACCCGAUUGGCCAACAUCUUUCAGGAUAAUAAGCACGCUCGCGCAGUGCAUCUUGAGGACAAAUUCUCUCACGUUCGUUUGGCCAAUUUUGCCUCUAUUUCAGCAUACUGCCAGCAGCUCCGCACCAUUGCCACCAAUCUUGCCAACGUCGGUGCUCCGGUUGAACAUAAUCGGCUGAUUUUGCGACUGGUCAACGGCCUCACCGCACCAUUUGCAACGGUUGCUUCCAUGAUCCAGCAAACGGUCCCUCUUCCAUCGUUCGAAAAUGCCCGAUCCAUGCUUCUCCUAGAAGAAGGCCGACAAGCACAUAGCAUUGAGCACGAGCCACCCUCAGCUUCGGCCCUUGCUGCCACCGUCCCACAAUCUGCUCCUACACCUUCUCCUGCUCCCCGUCCGCGCGGAGGAGGCCGAAGCAAUUCUGGACGCGGCAAAGGUCGCGGAAGGCAGUCUGGUUUCCGGCCGCAUGAUCAGUCCGCAUGGCCGCCACAUCCAGGAUCUCCAUGGGCCAUCCCUCCUUGGGCUGCUUGGAUGCAACAGUUCUGGCCCACACCCCCAUGUCCAUA
Molecule: messenger RNA, 976 nt
Organism: Cuscuta epithymum
Lineage: Eukaryota; Viridiplantae; Streptophyta; Magnoliopsida; Solanales; Convolvulaceae
Source: the annotation of a GenBank genome assembly